Cladophialophora immunda is the source of this 2609-nucleotide messenger RNA. RefSeq lists its product as uncharacterized. NCBI's taxonomy places the organism in Eukaryota, Fungi, Ascomycota, Eurotiomycetes, Chaetothyriales, Herpotrichiellaceae. The coding region runs from base 391 to 2454 and encodes 687 amino acids. The record is from RefSeq and is a predicted model, not a curated record. Gene Ontology annotation, molecular function: symporter activity; nucleoside transmembrane transporter activity. The transcript is spliced from 4 exons. Gene Ontology annotation, cellular component: membrane. Gene Ontology annotation, biological process: nucleoside transmembrane transport.
CCAUCCUUCCGCUUGUAUCCCACCACUCAUCUUCCCUCCUCCUGUAUACGAUUGUCCUCGGCAAGCAGAUCACCACUACCUCUACGAUCCACCCUGCAUUGAGAUUCGCACAAUUCCACCCCGUGUGCCCCCUGCAAGCUCGUCGGAGCUGCCAUCCUCUUACGGAUUUCUCGAAGACCACACCCUGCAGCACUGGUGCUCACUACCCACGCACUCAUUGCCUGGAGAAGAAAAAAAAACACAUAAUUAAUACCCCAACUCCACCAUGUCUCCGUGGUUGAUCACCUUUGUCGCUUUCGUCCCUGUCCUCUUGGUCGCUCUUUCUUUUCUGCGAUCCACUGUACUCUCCAAAUACCUUGACGACAAGCACGAGCGGAGACAGCCUGCAGGAUGAGCUCAAACCCAGACUCCAUCGAGCCAAAGGAGGUCAGGGUGAUCAACGACCACGUCGUCCACAUGCACCCUACCGAUGCGCCUGCUGAGGGGGGAGAGCGCAGACGGACACACCACGACAUUCCCGCUCAUGGCCACAACCCUUCCAUGCAGAAGGACGUCGACGAGAAUCCAGAUUUAGCUCUGCACUACUCCCACGAGCAUCAGCACAAGCACUUGCACCAUGGCCGCCCCUCGCUGACCGGUCGCCAUGACGAGGUCCUCUACGCCGAUGGUACCACCGUUGAUGAGCAUGUUGCGAGCAAAAACCCUCAAGACUAUGUGAAACACCAGCUCCGACAUCCCUCGGGACCGGUCGACGAGAAGGACUUCAUCACCAUGGGCGAUGCUGAGAAAGGAGACGUGGAUCCCACGCGCGUUAUGACCAACGGCUCAGAGGAUGACGGGAAGAAGCAUCGUUUCUCAAGAGCAUAUGGAAAAUACAAAAUCUUUGUUCACCUCUUCAUUUGGUUGUUAUUUACCGGAUGGUGGAUCGCUGGUUUGGUCAUGCACCGCCACGACCUGGGCUGGCUGAUUCCUUUCCUCCUCUAUCUCGCCAUCACCCUGCGCCUGAUCUUUUUCUGGGUUCCCAUCACUAUCGUCAGCCGACCGAUGCAUUUUGUCUGGAACAACACGGGCGUCAGGGUCUACCAGGCUAUCCCGGAGAAGCUCCGCAUCUGGCUUGCUGCGCUGGUGGCUCUGGCCGUCAUUCUGGUUGGAUCCUUUGUCUCAGAGGAAUCUGCCGACAAUACUCGUGGAAAUCGUGCCAUCUCCCUCCUGGGGCUGGCGGUCAUGAUAGCCCUUCUUUGGAUCACGUCGCGUGACCGUCGCAAGAUUCGCUGGCAUACAGUCAUCGGUGGCAUGUUGACACAGUUCGUCAUUGCGGUAUUCGUGCUCCGAACCAAGGCCGGUUACGACAUUUUCAACUUUAUCUCCUUCCUCGCUCGCCAGCUGCUGGGAUUUGCAGACCAGGGCACCUCUUUUCUGACGGCGGAAAGUGUCAUCGACUUGCACUGGUUCUUGACUGGAGUCGUCCCGCCGAUCAUCUUCUUCGUCGCCUUCGUGCAGGUUCUGUACUACCUCGGCGUCCUGCAAUGGUUCAUUGGCAAAUUCGCAGUGUUUUUCUUCUGGAGCUUGCGUGUCUCUGGUGCUGAGGCUGUUGUGGCAGCAGCUUCUCCUUUCAUUGGACAAGGAGAGUCGGCUAUGCUGGUGCGUCCGUUCGUACCUCACUUGACCCUGGCCGAAAUCCACCAAGUCAUGUGCUCUGGCUUCGCGACCAUCGCUGGGUCUGUGCUGGUGGCUUAUAUCGGUCUGGGCUUGAAUCCCCAGGCUCUGGUGUCUUCUUGUAUCAUGUCGAUCCCAGCGUCUUUGGCGGUGUCAAAGAUGCGAUACCCGGAAACGGAAGAGACCAUCACCUCAGGUCGGGUGGUCAUUCCUGACGACGAUGAACAUCGCGCAACGAAUGCCUUGCACGCGUUUGCCAAUGGUGCUUGGCUUGGUAUCAAGAUCGCGGGUAUGAUCGUGGCUACUUUGCUCUGCAUUAUCGCAUUGAUUGGGUUGAUCAAUGCUCUUCUAGGGUGGUGGGGAAGAUACAUCAACAUCACCCAGGAUGGCGAACCCUAUCUGACCCUCCAGCUAAUCCUGGGGUACAUCUGCUACCCAGUGGCCUUCCUUUUGGGAGUGCCUCGCGACGACCUGCUGAAAGUGGGACAACUCAUCGGGAUCAAGGUCGUCGCGAAUGAAUUUGUUGCGUAUAACUCUCUCACCAGCGAGGCACAGUACAUCGACAUGAGUCCGCGGUCAAAGCUAAUUGCGACGUACGCCUUGUGCGGGUUUGGUAACUUUGGCUCCCUUGGCACCCAAAUCGGCGUGCUCAGUCAGAUCGCACCUUCUCGCUCCGGCGACGUGUCUCGUGUCGCGCUCUCGGCGUUGUUCUCUGGGGUGCUCUCGACAUUAACUAGUGCAAGUAUUGCUGGCAUGUUGGUCACGGAUCAGGUCACCUUGAGCCAGAACAGUUCUUAGUGAAUGGUUGCGGUGUGUCUCGCAGAAGAGAAAUUAAGCUCUGAUGGCGUCACGACUAUGAACAUAUGGGAGAGAGGCUGCGUAUCGAAAGGAAUCCCAGCAGACGGGGCGUCAAGCAAGAUACGUUCAUGAUAGGGGAAUAUAAGUUCAGCUGA